Messenger RNA from Salvelinus namaycush (lake trout), 1736 nucleotides. RefSeq names its product zinc finger protein-like 1. The record is from RefSeq and is a predicted model, not a curated record. Gene Ontology annotation, cellular component: Golgi apparatus. The transcript has 8 exons. Bases 161 to 1162 code for a protein of 333 amino acids. NCBI's taxonomy places the organism in Eukaryota, Metazoa, Chordata, Actinopteri, Salmoniformes, Salmonidae.
UUAUGUGACAUCAUUAUACUGCGACUGCCGGAAGAGACGUGGCAAAAUGUCCGCUUCUGAAAACAUUCGCAUUUUCUAGCUUUAGUUAUUUGUACAACCUUUUCCUUCAAACGAUAAAUCAUCGAGGAGAAAACGUGUGUGACAGCACGACAGACAGACCAUGGGUCUGUGCAAGUGUCCUAAGAGGAAGGUGACCAACCUGUUCUGCUUUGAACAUCGGGUGAAUGUGUGUGAGCAUUGCCUGGUCUCCAACCACAACAAGUGUAUAGUGCAGUCCUACCUCCAGUGGCUUCAGGAUAGUGAUUACAACCCUAACUGUCGACUGUGUAAUAACCCACUGAUCUCCCAGGAUACUGUCAGAUUGGUCUGCUAUGAUGUAUUCCACUGGGCCUGUCUUCAUCACCUGGCAGCCCGGUUGCCCCUACACACUGCUCCUGCAGGAUACCAGUGCCCCAGCUGCCAGGGUCCAGUGUUCCCCCCCUCCAACCUGGCCAGCCCAAUAGCUGACAUGUUGAGGGAACAGUUGUCCGUAGUCAACUGGGCCAGAGCUGGACUAGGCCUACCUCUGAUUGAAGAACCUGUAAAAGCUAUUCAAGACAGCACACAGGAUGUCACUGAUUAUGCUGACUGGUCCACGUUUGAUGCACCAGCAUUGGAGCCUACUGAAGCUUACCCCACCCACUCCUACGCCUCCCAACCACACCCUAGCCUCACCCCUACUCCAGUUCCAAACACAGUACAGGAAGAUCAUGGAAGUCUCCACAACAACGGGGAGAUGGUGGCUCAUGAACAACACUCUUUGGUCAACAUGAUCACUGCAACCACCAGUGACACCAUCACCCUACACACAGCAUCAUCCCCAAGGAAGAUCUAUGACACUAGGGACUCUGGACACAGCUCUGUGACACAGAUCGACUUUGAUGACGACAAGUACCGGCGACGACCAGCACUCAGCUGGUUUGCACGGAUUCUCAAAAACCGGGCGGGUUCCAAGAGGACAGGCCUGUCCUGGAAGCAGAGGGUCUUCAUGCUCCUUCUGGUCGGAGUUCUGGGAUUCUUUACCUUGAUCAUCAUUAUGGCUAAACUGGGCCGUGCUUCAGCCGACUCCGACCCCAACUUAGACCCCCUACUAAACCCCAACAUCCGAGUGGGCAACAACUGACCAGCACCCACCUCCAAGUCCUAGUGAGUGUUGAACAUGGGGCCGAUAUAGGCCAUCUAAGAUGGUGGGACCAGUAAAGGCAGAGAUACCUUCUCUCUCUCUCAGACAUGAAAGAAAAGAGGAUGGGAUGGUGCAUUUUGUCCUGGAAAUGAUGGCAAUCUUACACCCUUUUUCCUUCUUUGGGAUAGGCAGGUGCAGAUUUCCUAAGCAUCUACUUCUCAGAACUAAUAGGAUAUAUAACCGACUUGUGUGUGUACACACUUUCAAAUUUAUUAUUUACGUUGCUUUUAGAUGUACAAUGAAUUUAUAUAUAUUUUGAUCCACUCCACAUCAAAUGAGAUUGCAAUGUUGGAAUGAAUGGUGAUGGGGGAAACAGAUUCACAACAGAAAUACUGUAUUCUAUGACACACAUGGCUUUUUGCAACAUCUGCUAAGACACAUUUUUGAAGUGGGCAUCAAUAAGUUAAUUGACUGAGUGAUGUUUGUGUUGAAUUGGAAGAAUGCUACGUCUGACAUUCACACACUGUAUUGUAUGGUGAUUAAAUGAGUCUGUAAAUAUAGAAAUUGAAUGAGA